AUGUUGGUUUACGUUGCGCGCACGAGCUCACGGUUGCAACAAUUGGAUGUGAUACUACCUACCACCACACACUGGUGGGGGAAAUCCCAGCUUUUAUUUAUCAGAGGUAGGUGGCGCUUCGGUAGCUGUUUAGCAGGUAUUCUCCUGAAAAGGUUCUUGUCUCGGACUGGUGGUUCAGCCAGCAGGUGGGCCGUUUCACGGCGGUGGAAGAGUCGUCGUGAUUCUACAUCAUCUAGUUCCGACAGCUGCAGUAGUAGCAGUUCCUCUGGAAGUUCGAGUGGUAGCAGUAGUAAAAGCCCUGCACGAAAAAAAGAUAAAAAAGCAUCCAAAGAGGAUUCGCUCAGUAGAAAAGAAAAGCGAAAAAUCAAGAAGCUGCAUAAAAAAGAAGCUAGACGAGAACGCAAGGCAGCUAAAGAACAAAAGAAAGCAUUGAAAAAACAGUUUAAAUUAGCUCGAAAAGCCGAAAGACAGCUGCGCAAACAGGAGAAAAUAGAAUCCAAGAAAAGUAAACCAGAACCAUCUGCACCGCCAGACCCGGGAGAUGACUGUGGUGUGCCGCUGCAACUGAUGGACACAAGAGCCCGGGCACCGGAAACAAGAGAACAGUAUGAAGCAAGACAAUCGGUGAUUCGUCGGGUGGUAGAUCCGGAAACCGGCCGCAGCAGAUUGGUCAAAGGUGACGGGGAGAUAAUCGAAGAAUGUGUCAGCAGGACUCGACAUCAGGACUUUAACAGACAAGCAACGGCCGGCGAUGGGGCCGAGUUUCAACGACGAACGCUUGGGUGGAAUGUGGAUUGAGUUAUGAUUUGAAAUAAAAACAUUUUCCAAUGAA
Molecule: messenger RNA, 832 nt
Organism: Malaya genurostris
Lineage: Eukaryota; Metazoa; Arthropoda; Insecta; Diptera; Culicidae
Product: ADP-ribosylation factor-like protein 6-interacting protein 4
Exons: 2
Coding region: 1-798 (265 amino acids)
Source: RefSeq, a predicted model, not a curated record